This is a messenger RNA of Micropterus dolomieu (smallmouth bass), 5866 nucleotides long. RefSeq names its product ceramide synthase 1 (gene cers1). The coding region runs from base 904 to 1998 and encodes 364 amino acids. The transcript has 7 exons. Lineage: Eukaryota; Metazoa; Chordata; Actinopteri; Centrarchiformes; Centrarchidae. Gene Ontology annotation, molecular function: sphingosine N-acyltransferase activity. Gene Ontology annotation, cellular component: membrane. Gene Ontology annotation, biological process: ceramide biosynthetic process. The record is from RefSeq and is a predicted model, not a curated record.
CUUUUAACGUACCAGUUGCUUCCCAUUGAAAGCGAAGCGCCACUUGUCAAACACGCAGCUUUGAACACGUUGACCGGUCCAGAGCAGCGGCGGCGGAGAAGAAGCAGAGUGGGCAGCCUCUUCCUAGGAUAAUAUUCAUAUUUAUUAUUUUCUCUGAGCUGGAAUAGCUGCGACAUCGUGUGAGAUAUGUGCCGGUUUGUCGGGAACCUGCUGCUGUAACGGUUCAGACGGUAACGUUAUCAAAGGCGAAUAACGGACAGAUGAGACUGUAACGUUACGUACGUAAACUGCUAGACGUAAGUGGCAAAAUAAUCGCAUGUGCUGGCUGGGCUUGGCGCUGGAAAAUGCGAUAUUAACUUUUUUGUAUAUGUGCGCUACAUCUCGUCUUAAGUUAAUUUAUUCAAACAGCUAGCUCUGAAGCUCCUUUCAACGCUGGUCCGUUCACUGUUUUGUGCGCAUGACUUGGGUUAGCUAGGCGGCUAACCAGGACGCGCUGAUGUGCCCGUGAGCGUAUAACGGAAUGAUGAUCAGAAGAAACUGCCAUCAGACAGGCGCUGAUGGCCUAUAUUAAUUCUCAAACCCUAUUUAAUUAUUGUUUUACGUGCUUCAUCAGAUACAGCCUCAUAGCCGUAUGUAUGGUCAGACCUGGUGGUCCCUGCUAUAGUUAAUAAAACUAUCCGUAUAAAAAUGGGCACGUCUUAAUUUGGAAAACAAAGAAUUAGGCUACUGAGCAGGUCAAGCUGGUUAUCUAGUUAAGCUUGGUUUUAGGGGAGCUAGCAAGCUGGUUGACGGAUUAAGCCACACCGUCUGGGCUGUACUGCACCCUGCAUCCCUUCUGUCUCUCAAUUGGAGUAUUUAUUUUUUCCGGUUUGCACGUUUUUGUUGUCUGUGCACCGCACCACAAUGAGCGGGGACACCGGGCCGGUGGAGGUGGAGCCCAUGCCGGGAUACUUGGACCUCGUCACCAGAGCCACCACGGUAAUGCUGGGUGCGUGGAGAGACUGUAGUAACUGCGGCGUGGAGCUCUCCAAACGGACUCUCCUGGAUAACGCAUACAUUACCUGCACCGAAAUCGCCCUGUUCUUCUUUUGCGCCUUUUUGUGGACGCAGGUCAGGCGGGGACUGACAGAAAGUCUGUUUCAGCCUCUAGCACAGUGGUGCAGGCUGCUGCCCAAAGAUGCUGCCAAGAUGCCGGAGAGUGCGUGGAAGCUGGUCUUCUACACCAUGUCGUGGUCAUACACCACCUACUUGCUCUUCUUCAGCUCCUACUCCUUUUUCCAUGACCCGCCCUCUGUCUUUUACAACUGGAAGAGCGGUAUGUCAGUGCCUGUAGACAUCGCCAUAGCCUACCUGAUCCAGGGCAGCUUCUACGGCCACUCCAUCUAUGCUACAGUCUACAUGGAUGCGUGGAGGAAGGACUCAGCUGUCAUGGUGGUGCACCACAUCAUCACGCUGGCACUCAUUAGCUUUUCCUAUGCCUUCAGAUACCACAACGUAGGGAUUCUGGUGUUGUUUCUCCACGACAUCAAUGAUAUCCAGCUGGAGUUCACCAAGCUCAACAUCUACCUGAAGGCCAGAGGAGAUGGCUAUCACCUGCUCAACGAUGUGCUGUCCAACAUGGGCUCUGUCAGCUUCAGCAUCACUUGGUUCUGGUUCCGCCUCUACUGGUUCCCUCUCAAAGUGCUGUAUGCCACAUGUGUGUCCAGCCUCCAGUCUGUCCCAGACAUCCCCUUCUACUUCUUUUUCAACGCUCUUCUCCUGGUGCUGCUGCUCAUGAACAUCUACUGGUUCUUGUUCAUAGUGGUUUUCGUGGUGAAGGUGCUAAAGAUGAAGGAGGUAAAUGACGUCAGGGAGUACGAUGACGAGGACGGCAGCAAGGAAGAUGCGGGCCUGCUCAGAGACCCUCAGGCAGAAAACAACGAUGAUGAUGCUGGACAUCACAUCUCUGCCCAGGGGAAGCACGUGCAGAACGGGGUCACCAAGGACAAGCAUCUCUAACAAGCUCUCCGUCGCCACCACCUGGCUCUAGGCUACAAGUACAAGCAAGACAAGAAGCCCUCCUUGGACGGCUCACGCUUAAAUAUGUGGCUGAAGAGAAGAGUGUCACAAUAAGAAAGGAAGGAAAAUAGCUAAGUUAGGCCGCAAUGAGUUUUGACUCUUUCUAUUUGUUUUAGAACAUUUAAUUUCAUCACUGUAAUUUUGUUUUCAGUAUUAUUUUGUUAGAGCGCUGUGAAUGUUAUUCCGGGUGACUUUUUGUCCUAUUGUUGCUAACUUUACAUUUGAUAGAUUCAGUAGAAACAAGCCAGUUUAAGUAAGAGUUGGACUGUGAUGGUCACAUAUGGCAGUACAGGGUGUCACCUACCCAGACAAGGAAGAGGUUUAGGCCUGUAGUGGUUCUGUGAAUUCUUUAUGGAUAAGCUGUGUUUGCAGUCAUGUUUGCUAAUGGAUUCCUUUCCUCCCUUUAACCUCUGUCCAUCCUCUCUGACUCCAGACAUGAAGAGAAAAAGGUUAAAAAACCUGAUUUAAAUGGGAAACCUUGCGUUGCUCUCAUGGUUGCAGUGAUGCAGGACAGAGCCUGACUGGCACUGUCAGGUGGUGUUUCACCACACGUAUUGAUUUCAAUAUCAGUGGUGGCGAUCGCACAGCUCUGGCCCCCUGCAUCCAUUAGUUUAAAUUAAAAAGCCACACUGGUGUGUGUAGGUAUGUGCGAGUGUUAGCUGCUUCAGGAUGUGGCGAGUAUGGAUGUAGCUCUCACCCUCAAAAUCCUUAGUUUCACAACAUUUCACCUCUCAGUUUGAUUUCUUUUGACAUUGUCUCUUGUAUUGACGAUCAACAUUAGAAAUUCAUUUGGCAUUCUUGUUUAGAAAAAGCUUUCUUUUUUUUAUUUUCCUGUUUUACAAAGCAUCUGUUGCUGCACUGACAUGAAGGCAUACAAGCUGAUUGCUGGUUUAAUGACAGCAAAUAGCUAGAAUUUAUUGACUGUGUUUCACUAUCAUCCUCAUGAUUUAAUUUGUUCAAACAGUAUGGAUUUUAAUAACACUCAUGACUAUUUUAUAAGUUUGUGGGCGUUGACCAUCAUGUUCACAGAAAAAUUGGAACCCAGAACUUGUGUAAAGAUGAAAAUCAGUAUGCAUCAUUUAUACGCACCUUAUGGUAUUCAGGAAUGAAUGACACCGAAUUAUUUUGGAAAUGCUAUGUAAUCAUGUCUAUUAAUGCCUAAAACUCAUCCCUAGUGAUCUUUUUUUGAAGCAGCAGCGACCACUGAACACACAUAAUGUUGACUGACAUACAAAUACAAACCAGUGUGUGAUAAACCUUAUAUGAUGAAUCUCAGACACAUUAAAACAUGUGAAGGAACCAGAUUAAUGUCUAUUUUUUCCUAGAAAUUCCACAUUUUUAAGAUUUGGAUGUCAUCUGCAAUGGCGAACACGGGGGAAGGGACCUGUUUCUCCCGAGCGGUUUCUCUGGAUCCUGCUGGUUUACUGUGUGUGUUAGUGGAAAAAGCUGCUGCACCUGUAGAGAAUGAGGGAUGUUCCUGUUCUUCCUACCGUCUCGAUCAAAUUCAAGCUCUUUGUUUCGAUGAACAGCAUGGUUGUGCUGCUGGAGCAGGACGCAGAUAUUGUCUGUCCGUAAUAGAAGCAUCCAUUCAGUUGUAGUUCAUCAGUUUGUCUUCCACCAUCCCCUCUUUAGCACUUUGGGGGAAGUUCAAACUAACCUUUAAUUUUACAUGAAUUAUCACUAUUAUUUCUAUAGUUCAGGUUAUUAUUGUUGAUUUGAUUUUUUGAAUUGCUGCUGGGGUUUUUUUCCUCUGAAAGCACUGUUGUUAUUCCAGAUGUGUUGUUUUUUUCUGCUGUGUAUGUGGCGGUGAUAGUCUGCUCAGAUCAGGUGUUUCCAUGGACCAGUGAGAGUCAUUCUGUUCGUCUACGUCAGGAUUUAGAUCUCCCUUCUAAUCUGAAUGCUGGCUCACACUCAUUUUACUGUAGUCAUUAUACAGAAAGUAACAAGGCUUAUCCAACAUGUCAGUGUGUAUAAUGUAUCAGAUGUUCAGAGUCCAGUGGUUUUACUGGCAUGGUGUUCUGGCAGGAAGUGGCCUCUGAGGUCCUCCCUGCUCAACUGUGAGACUUGACUAUCUAUAGUUUGCUGAUAUUUUUGUUAUAGGAUGACAUACGACAGGGGAGUGAAGUUUGCAGUACACCCACAGAGAUCUAUGAGAUGGUUUAGGUGUGACUCAUCCCUCAAGUCUAUUUUGGUACUGUGUGAAAAAAGGUGCACCUUCAAUCUCUCCCAUUGUGUCCGGUGAUGUGUGAACGGGUAACUACUAUAGGGGUGGGCGAUAUGACUAUAUAAAUCUGCUGUACUGUUUACACCCUGUAUUUGGCCAUUGUGGGUAUUGUUGUAAAUCAGUGGAGCUGUUUAAUGGCAAUUUUGGACUAUAUAAUUUUUGUAUCCAAAGUACUGUUGUCUUGUCAGGUAUUUACUUUCAUGGAUUACCCAAAAACAGCUGCAGCAACUAUCAGGUGUGUACUAGAUAAUUGAAUUUUUUCAGAAAAUGUACACCAUGCUUCCCAGUACAAUGAUAUGAAACAACUUAUAUCGUGAAGGAGGAUUUUAUCCAUGUCACCCACCCCUAACCAUAACGCAGAAGGGAUGAAACUAUCCGAAGAGAAAAAACAUUUUGAGAUUAUGAGUUUUCUUUCUGUACAGAUUUGGCUUUUUCUUAAUUUGCACGUACGAUACAACAUUGGCCUACAGUUCAGGUCAUCUUUGGUUUAAGCUGUUGGAAGCAUGUUGCAUGUGAAGCUCAGUUCAGUCAGACAACUCCCCUGCAACAGAAGUUUGUGAAUGUACAGACUUUGUAUUUGAUGUCUGUUUGGUGGCAACCUCAUCACUCCCCAUUUGCAUACACAAAACCCACCAGUGAGACGUGAUAAAAUGACAAAUUCACCAGUAAAGCAGCAUUUGCCUCGUCACUUCAUGUUUGCAUACACUUAAGAUCAGCACAGAGAAGAUUAGGGAGUGACGAGAACGUGAUGAAGCAGCGUUUGCAAGCUAACCUGUAAAGCAGCAGCACUGACGAGGCUACUUUCCAUACACAAGAUCAACACAGAAAUUUAGGAAGAGAUGAUAAAAAGAAAAUCGCAAAGGCUGCAGUGGAUAUGUGUUGCAGUGAGUAGAGUAUGACACUGUAUGUGGUGUCUAGGCUCCAACCUCGUCACUCUCCAUUUAAAAUUAAUUUUAUUUAUAUAGCCUAAUAUGACAAAUUUGCCUCAUGGGGCUUUAAAAUCUCUACACCAUGCAACACUCUCUGUCCUAUAUAAGUAUUACAAGUACUGCGAGUCGUCUGCCUGAACUGGCUCGCGGGCUUUGCUCCAUCAUGACAGAAAGUAUCUCCAUGAAUGGUUUGACUGUGCCAAAAUGUCCACCUAAAAUAUGCGUUUGUACGAGCUGAUGACGAGCGAAGAGGAGAGCUAGUAGAAAAUGACGGGGAGAAAAAACGCUGCAGGUAUUUCUUAUAAAUUGCACUGUAAUUUAUUAUUAUUUGUACUGUAGAUCAAAAUGAGAAAAAGGGAAGGGAGAAUUUGGGAAUUUUUAUAACUUUUUGGGAAGAACCAGUAACUAAAACUCUUAUUAACUGAAAGUGUAUUUUAGUCAUUUAUGGGGGUUUUUUUUUGUUUUUUUUGGACAAAUAAAUGCUGGAAGCGAUAAAUAUUGCCCCCCUUUUUUUCCAAACUUAAUCUGACCACUUUCUAAAUCUGAGCACUUGAUAAAGACACGUACUUGCUCUUUUGUAAUGCAAUUUUAAUACCAUUCAGCCAAUGUUAUCGUUUCAUUUUUUUCCCAUAAAAUAAAACAUGUCAGUAAAGAA